Molecule: messenger RNA, 2384 nt
Organism: Cydia amplana
Lineage: Eukaryota; Metazoa; Arthropoda; Insecta; Lepidoptera; Tortricidae
Gene: stx
Product: midnolin homolog
Exons: 5
Coding region: 177-2321 (714 amino acids)
Cellular component (GO): nucleus
Molecular function (GO): protein binding
Source: RefSeq, a predicted model, not a curated record
AACGGGAUAUCGAAGGCGACUGGUCACACUGUCUACGGCCACAUCAAAUCUGGGGGUCUGGCGUGUGACCCUGUUAUUUCUAUCUUGCAAUAAAAUAGCUGUGUAAUCUUAGUAAGGUAGUGCGUCGUUGAAAUAGUGGGCGAAUUGUAAAUUCUAGUGGACUAUAUGUGUAAAAUAUGGAACGCGCUACGGGAACAGAAGUGUACGGGUGUGGCUCCCCGCAGUCGACGGACAUAACGCUGAACAUACAAACGACCACUGGUGGUAAUUUCUCAAUCAGCUUGAACGAUAAAAAUACAGUGGAGCAUCUCAAGAAACUCGUCUCAAAGAAGUUAAAAGUGUCUAAGGAUCGGAUAUGCUUGUUGCAUCGCGAAAGGCAAUUGCGAGAGGGGACGCUGGAGGAGAACGGGCUUCUGGACGGGUCCCGCGUCAUUCUACUACCCAGCGUCGAGACGGGCCUGCUGAGUCAAAGACCCGAGAACUCCGUGAUGCAGGCGCUGGAGUCCCUCAACGACACGCAAGUUAACGACUUCCUCACGGGAAAGUCUCCACUUAAUUUAACCAUGAGAUUAGGUGACCACAUGAUGUUGAUUCAGCUGCAGCUGUCAACCCUGAACUCGGGGGCGGCGAGUGGCAGCCGCUCCCUUAGGACCUCCACACCCACCAAGAGCACCUCGGUUCGUACAAAACGAGAUGCCAGGGAAACUCCCAGCCCUCAAUGCACACCGGAAAAACCUUCAAACUCUGAAGACACAGCAGACACGGAGAAAUUAGGUCUGCCAAAACAGACACACACUCUUCAAAAGCAAGAUUUGGAAAUACUGCAAAAUGCCUUUGAUUUGUAUUUAGCUGAAGAAAAUUUGAAAAAAGAAACGUGUGACACAAAGGAUGAAUCUUUAGACACCACAAAUUGUACUCUCUCAGAUCUGUCGGACACAUCUAUAGAGAAUGACCAGUCUCCGAUCAAGUCCUUAUCCAAUUUGGUGUCCAGUCCUAUAGACGCAUCUACCUCUGAGAGCCGAGAAGCGGCAAUUGCAAACUCUGUAAAAAGUAGUUUGAUAGAUUUGUUGUCGAAGAGUAAAUUGCAUCAUGACAUGCUCGCCUCCACCAGCAGCUCCCCGCACGCGCCCUGCCCGGCUCUCACCCCUGACAGCUCCCUCAGUGAUGACAGCGACACCUUUACUGACCAGAGCUCAUUCUUAGCUGAAAGCACCAUCGAUGAGUACCCUAUGGAAAACCUAUUCAACAGUGCCGUUGAUAAAGGCCUGUUUGAGGAUCAAGACGAGUCUAUGAUGGAUAGAGAGAUCUCAAACCUGGCCACAACCAGCCAUGGCACUCCGGCUGCUUCUGGCGCCUUGCCUUCCUUCCAAAGCAUUGAACCUUUAAAAAAUAAGCGCUUCCAAUAUUUACUCCACAAGACAUCAAAAUUCAAGCAUCCUAUUGGUCAAAAUAAACAAAAAGCCUUUAUGCAAUCUGUUGUGAAUAAACACAAGAAAAGGAUGCAAUUUCGACAAGAUAGUAACCUUGCGCAACCGUCCACCUCCCGUACUGAGCCUUUCAUAACUAACUCCAGGAAGCUAAUAUUGCAGCCAAGUGCUCAGAGUGAAGACGCAGACCUAGCCACUCCCUCUACUUCUAAACAAAUUCCAUUUAUAGCUCCUGACGCGCCCAAGAAGCCGCAGCGAGCGUCCCCCACGCCUCCUGUCGACACUAAAGCCCUUAUAGAGGCUUCAAAGAACCUCACGCAAAAGUUGAAGAAACUGUCUAAAGAAGUGCUGACAAAUAAAAUAGAUCUCAGAACUGCUGAAGAGUCAGUGCGCUCAAAGGUGGGCCCCGGAGCUGUGAUAGAAUCCAUGAAGCAUCAUGGUAAAGGAAUAUAUUCGGGAACAUUCUCUGGCACACUGAAUCCUGCUCUGCAAGACAGAUAUGGCCGACCAAAGAGGGACAUCUCCACAAUUAUUCACAUUUUGAACGACUUGCUGUGCGCCGCUCCGCCCAUCGCUCUUGUUCAGAAGGAACCAAAACACACAUGUUCAACCACUUUGGAGGAGACGAAAUGCUCGAGCUGCAGCCAGACCUGCUCCACGGUGCAGUGCUCGGGCUCCACGCCCUGCCUUAAGUGCGACACCGCCAAAGCCCUGGCCAUAGAAAACUCCAAGACUAAGUGCAAGCUAGAGCAGCUCCGGCUCGUCAUGCAGCAGAAAAAGCAGCGUCGCGAGGCGCGCAAAAUGAAAACCUUGCCUUACACCGGGGUACCAGCCAAGACUCUCGCUUCGCCGGACCAGCCGACCAUGACUGAAGAAAUAGAGACGGUUGCUUAACACGCGAUCAUGCUCUAAUCAUCACCCGCUCUGUAGUUAGUAUUAUAAGAUAAUGCAUGAACG